GCUAGCGAGAUCAUUCCGAACAUGGCGGCGCCCAUGUUAUCGCUGACUUUCGCUACUUUCGCAGUACUUUCGCGUACCGUGGAGUUUUGUUAUGAGAAAGUUCUCUGAGAAGCUGCGUCCAACACUCACCCCGUGAAGUUUUAUUGCAAGAAAUGCCAACGCUAAUGUGUAAGCAGUGAAGAUGCAGACCGAGAUCAGUCGCUUGGCUUCUCAAUUAGACCAGUGCUGUGGCGUCAACGAUGUCCGCUUCACGAGAAGUUUGCUCAAGAAGGUGUACUCUCUUAUUGCAAGUGGCCACGACCUGUCGCAUUUAACGGGGAGACUCGUGAAACUUCUCUCUUCACAGGACAUCCUGUCAAAGAAAGUAGCGUGCCUUUAUGUACUAAGAUGCAAACAAAGCGAAGAGGUUGGAUUACUUGCCGUCAACUGCCUCCUAAAGGACACCGCAGACCCAAACCCCAUCUACCGCGGGCUCGCACUAAAUACUCUCUUCAGCGUUCCAGCUAUAAUGGAACAGGCUGUGCCGAGACUUGUAGCUGGACUUGAAGACGCGAGCGCUUACGUUCGCCGAGCGGCGGUGUCGUGUACUCUGAAUUUGUAUCAGUGCCACGCGAACAUCGUAGACGAGCUGGAUCUGGCUGACAAGCUGUACGCCAUGAUAAGGGAUCAAGAUCCCAUCGUCGUCGUGCAAUGUCUGCAUGCUCUUGACGAGAUCCUGCAUGCCGAAGGUGGACUUGCCGUGAACAAGAAGAUAGCGACUUACCUUCUCAAGCAACUUCCGCUCUUCGGCAACUGGGACGCGAUUGCUGUGUUUGGAUACCUUAAAAAAUACGAGCCCAAAACGGAAGAAGAGGCACUUAUGUUUGUCAAUGCCCUUGAUCCCUACCUAACGUCAAACAGCAUUGCUGUACAACUCAGUGCCUUUGAACUGUUUGUUCAAGCGACCCACAGUAUGUUGAAUCACUUGCAAAUGGAGGGUGUUUCACAGGUGUGGUCGAAACUUUCAACCAGCCUUGGCUUCUGCGAUCAUGAAAUGACAUGGACAGUCCUUGAGUGGGUGGAGAAAUUUCUGCCAUCUUAUCCCGACAUUUUUAGGCCACACUUGGUGAAAUUUUAUGCAUGGUUUUCGGAUCCUCCUGCGCUCAAGGUGAAGAAGAUGAAGAUACUGAAGUGCCUGAUGCACGAGAGCAAUCUGCUUGAAAUUUGCAAUGAACUUCUUGGCUUCUGCAACGACCGAAAUGGCGAUGUUCACAGAUGCGCCUUGCAGCUGAUGGCUUCCCUUGCCAACAAACACAGUGAUGCAAGGAAGCUGCUAAUAUCCAAGCUGCUGCCUUUGCUGAAUGUCACCAAUGAAGCGCUGGUGACAGAUGUCCUGGGAGCUGUGUGCACAUUAAGUUUCGACAAGUCCGAAGAUAGCAGAAGGGUGUUAGACAGCAUCGUUAAAAGGAAAUGGACGUGUGACAGUGCUGAAUUCAAGUGCAAUCUUAUUAAUAUAAUCUCUACGCAUGGUCUCCACUUUGAACCUUCUGUGUACAUUCUUGAAGACUACAUUGAGAAUAUAAAAGACGAGGAGGAAAGCGUAAAGCAGCAUAUCUUAACUGCCACACUGAGACUGUUCUUUGCAAGGCCGUGUGAAGUGCAAGACCUGCUGGGCAGAGUGUUGGACGUUCUGUGUGAAGCCAACAAUCCCUUUCUUCAGGCUCAGACCAGGUGUUACUAUGAACUUCUGCUUCACAAUCCUGACCUGCUGAAGAGCAUUAUUUUUUCAUCUUGACAGAGGAUGUCUCUGUCAGUAGAACAAAGAACUUCUAAUGAACUUUGCCUGUGUAGUGAUGCAGGGAUGAGAAUGAGCCAUCUUUAAUUUCUCUAGUGCUAUAAUACAGAUCAAAUGAACAAUGUCUCAAUCUCCUUUGCCGCUGUCUUCAGAAGAGCCGAGUACAGUGGUGUCCA
Molecule: messenger RNA, 1950 nt
Organism: Dermacentor silvarum
Lineage: Eukaryota; Metazoa; Arthropoda; Arachnida; Ixodida; Ixodidae
Product: AP-4 complex subunit beta-1
Exons: 3
Coding region: 182-1774 (530 amino acids)
Biological process (GO): vesicle-mediated transport; intracellular protein transport
Cellular component (GO): membrane coat
Molecular function (GO): clathrin binding
Source: RefSeq, a predicted model, not a curated record